Pyrus x bretschneideri (Chinese white pear) is the source of this 1359-nucleotide messenger RNA. RefSeq names its product very-long-chain enoyl-CoA reductase-like. Gene Ontology annotation, biological process: lipid metabolic process. Lineage: Eukaryota; Viridiplantae; Streptophyta; Magnoliopsida; Rosales; Rosaceae. Gene Ontology annotation, molecular function: oxidoreductase activity, acting on the CH-CH group of donors. The coding region runs from base 413 to 1270 and encodes 285 amino acids. The transcript has 2 exons. The record is from RefSeq and is a predicted model, not a curated record.
UAAGGAGAAUGAAACAAGGGGUGAUGAGGGAGCAGGCACUGUGCAACGUGGUCCACCUAAACAUCGCAUGUUCAUGGGUUAUAAUAGCCAAUCAAACUUCCAAAGGAGCCGGAUUUAAUGCUUGGCCGGAAAACUUGUGGCCUGGAAGGCCUUUAAUUUCAUUUACUGGUUUGGAUUGUGGUUCCUGUUUACUUAGCCUGUAGCCAAACCAGCCAGCCAUUCUACGCACAAACAAACAAACAAAAAAAAAAAAAAAAAAACACCCAGAAACAAAAACAAAAAACCAUUUAGCCACCCACUAGAUAUAUAUACACAGAGAGUAAUUUAGAACAAAUUAAGACUGAUUAAAUAGCUAGAAAUUGUCUUCUAAUCCACCAUUAAUUGUUCUAGUAAGGGAGUUUUAUUAGGAUUAAUGAUGGUGACGAGUAGUAUGUCGAUAAUCUCGACGUUGAUUUUCCCACCACCUCCUUCUAUAUUCAUGACAGCAAUGUCAGUGAUUAGCUUCACGUCAUUAGCAAAUGCUGGGAUUUCAGAGAUUAGAGGAAAGCACAUGCAGUAUUCCAAGUUCUGGAAUUUCAAUAAUCCUGAAAAAACUGCACCAAAUUCAGAAAAGCAACAACGACAAGUAGUAACAUUGUCCGGUAGAACAGGCAUGCUCGUCGCUUAUACUCCUGCCUUUGUCACUGCUCUCACAUCCUUGCUGUUUUUUCCCCAUAACGAUAUCAGAUCUCUAUUGCUUUCUUACGCUCUAACCCUUCAUUUUCUCAAAAGGAUUCUUGAGGUUCAAUUUGUUCACAAGUAUAGUGGAGGAAUGGGCGUUGAUACAGCAGUUCCGAUCUGUCUGAGUUAUUUGUUGUCGACCGGAAGCAUGAUUUAUGGUCAAUACCUAAGCAGCCAAGGGCUAGGGUUUCCAGAGCCAGCAAUUGAUAUGAAGAGCGCCGGCAUUGUCUUGUUUGUAAUAGGAAUUUCUGGCAACUUGUACCAUCACUACCUUCUUUCGGAGAUGAGGGCGAAGCCAGGUGAAGAGAAGGAGUACAAGAUUCCCAAGGGUGGUUUGUUUGAGCUUGUUAUAUGCCCUCACUAUCUCUUUGAAAUCACAACAUUUCUUGGGAUAUCUUUCAUUUCUCAGACUCUCUACUCCUUUUCCUUUACCGCUGGAACCGCCCUCUACUUGGCCGGAAGAAGCUAUGCUACCAGGAAUUGGUAUCGUUCCAAGUUUAAAUAUCAUUUUCCCAAUAAUCUCAAGGCUCUCGUUCCAUAUGUUUUCUAAUUAAAUUCAAGUGAGUUUAUAUUUUUUGAUGAAUAUUCUAUAUUAUGUCAAAAGUAAGCAAUCCAAUUAUUUACUAGCUAUAAUAUCCU